AUGUCCGCCCCCAAGGACAACAACACUCCUCAGGAUGACGGCCACGAGUCGGAGCCCGAGAUGCUCGGGGCCGACGAGGUUGGCGAGGAGGUCGACGUCGACGAGGAGGACGUGCCCAUGGACUCGGACGACGAGAACGAGGAGAUAAACCUGCAGAACGACUCGGUCGCCUAUUUCGACGGCCACAAGGACUCCGUCUUCACCAUAGCCCAGCACCCCGUCCACCCGACGCUGGUCGCCACGGGCGGCUCCGAGGGCGACGGCGACGACGCCCCCGGCAAGGGCUACCUCAUCUCCACCGCCGCCGCCGCCUCCCGCCCCGUCCUGCCGGCCUCGUACUCGGGCGACGCCGCGCCGCAGCAGAGCACCGCCCUCGAGAGCAUCUACGCCAUCGACGGCCACACCGACUCCAUCAACGCCCUCGCCUUCACCCUGCCGCGCGGCGACUUCCUCGUCAGCGGCGGCAUGGACGGCAAGCUCCGCGUCCACGCCCUGCGCGUCAACUCGCCCACCGCCGAGGCCGCCAGCGUCCAGAUCAAGUUCAUCGCCGAGGCCCAGGAGGUGCCCGAGAUCAACUGGAUCGCCCCCUGCCCGUCCCCGCGCUACCCCAACACCAUCGCCAUCGGCGCCAGCGACAACUCGGUCUGGGUCUACACCAUCGACAUCGCCGCCGCCGCCGGCGACCCGGCCAACGCCCUGCAGAUCGUCCAGACCUACUGGCUGCACCAGGCGCCCGUCACCGCCGGCGCCUGGACCCCCGACGGCAACCUGCUGUGCACCGUCGCCGAGGACUCGAGCCUGUACGUGUGGGACGUGUGGGGCGAGGCCGCCGCCGCGGGCCUCGUCGAGAGCAACGGCCAGACGACGGUGAGCAUGACGGGCGACGACCAGCGCUUCGAGGUCGAGGGCGGGCUCUACAGCGUCGCCGUCGACCCCAAAGGGCGCGCUGGUGGACGUCGGCGGCGCCGGCGACGCCAUCCGCAUCUACAGCCUGCCGCGGCUCGCGAGCAGCGGUGGUUCGGUGACGCCAAAAGCCGGACAGCAUCGGAGCGCUGA
Colletotrichum graminicola M1.001 is the source of this 1056-nucleotide messenger RNA. RefSeq names its product WD domain-containing protein. Gene Ontology annotation, molecular function: protein binding. The transcript has 2 exons. Lineage: Eukaryota; Fungi; Ascomycota; Sordariomycetes; Glomerellales; Glomerellaceae. The record is from RefSeq and is a predicted model, not a curated record. Bases 1 to 1056 code for a protein of 351 amino acids.